Carassius auratus (goldfish) is the source of this 1108-nucleotide messenger RNA. Its product is annotated as C-type natriuretic peptide 3-like. The record is from RefSeq and is a predicted model, not a curated record. Gene Ontology annotation, cellular component: extracellular region. Bases 374 to 754 code for a protein of 126 amino acids. Gene Ontology annotation, molecular function: hormone activity. The transcript is spliced from 2 exons. NCBI's taxonomy places the organism in Eukaryota, Metazoa, Chordata, Actinopteri, Cypriniformes, Cyprinidae. Gene Ontology annotation, biological process: receptor guanylyl cyclase signaling pathway; cGMP biosynthetic process.
UAAGAUUAAAUGUAAAAAGGGUUGGAUAAAAUGCUGUACACUCAUUUGGAUAUUGCUUUCUCUAAAAAUAAAUAAAUAAAUAAAAAAACACUGGGAUGAGACGAGUGUAAGUGUGCACUGAGGCUAUGGACUGCACCUCCAUGACAUAACACCACAUGAUGUUCUGCGCACUUGGCAUCUAAUGCUUUGACAAUUGGAAGGAGCCUCCUGUACGUCACCAUUGUGGUGGUCGAUCCUGAUGAAAAUGAAGAGCCCUCCCCGUAGGGUUUGCGGGAUUUUCCUGGCGAAAUAAAAGCGCGCACCUGGACACGGUGCUUGUGUACGAGCGUAGAUUCCAGGCAACCGCGCACAGCCACCACCAGCUUCAGCAACGAUGAUCUCCAACAACAUCUCUAUUUUCUGCGUGUCAUCACUUCUACUUUUAAACUUGGUCGGUGCCAAACCAGUCACCAGUUUACAGAGUCUUAAGCAGUUGUUAGAUGAAGAAGUGAACACGCCGUUUGUGGAGUCGGGGGAGUCGGUGAUGGAGCAGAAAGAUGCGAGAUCCGAGAAGAGCGCGCUGGAUGAGCAAAUGUGGGAAUCAGAUGCGCGCAACUCAGCGCUGGCUGGAAAAGAUAGCGCCAUCGAGCGUCUUCUAGGCGACUUGCUGUCCACUUCCAAGCGCUCCUGGAGUCGAUUCAAGAAAGGCGGGCUGAGGAGCUGCUUUGGGGUCAGACUCGAAAGAAUCGGGUCUUUUAGCGGACUCGGGUGUUAAGUGGAGGUAUGUUAGGAGAUGUUGGCCAAAUAUAAACAUGGAACAUUGCUCAAACGCGUACUAGAAAUAAAAUAAGUCAUGUCUUAUUACUUCAUGUCAUGUCACUUCUUGCAGGUUCGGUCUUUGAAAUACUCGACACACUAAAAAAAAAUUAAAAAGUGAAAAAAAGAAAAGUGUUGAUUGAAGGUUUACAGUAGAUUUGUGUUCCGGUGAUGCUGUAUGUUUUGGUCAUUAUUUAUUUAAAAUUUUGACAUGUUAAUAGUUUGUAUUUGAAGAUUCCAUGACUGCUGCUUUGUACCGUUGGAUCUAUUUAUUUAAUUAUGUAUUUAUGUAUUGUCCUCUAUAAAUCCAAUC